This is a messenger RNA of Hydra vulgaris (swiftwater hydra), 1318 nucleotides long. Lineage: Eukaryota; Metazoa; Cnidaria; Hydrozoa; Anthoathecata; Hydridae. The record is from RefSeq and is a predicted model, not a curated record.
UUCGUUUACUAUUUUUUGAAAUGAAAGUUAUUUAAAUGGAAUUUCAAGUGCAAUUAUCUACAAGUUUGUUUUCUAGAUUAUGUAUGCUGAUACAAGCGAAAAACUUGACUUAUCGUUGCACCAAUUAAAAAGCAUAAAAUUAACGCACUUAAAGUUUUAUAUUAGGGUUAAAAAAUACUAUAACAAGAGAAAGUUUGAAUUUGUCAUGUUAUAUAGAAAAAACUUAAUUAUUCGAAACCACAAUACAAAUAAUUUUAGUGAAGCAACAAUAAGAAUCCUUAAAGAUAUUGUUUUAUGUAGAACAAAAGCAUUCAAUGUUGCAGCACUUGUAGACUAUACUGUCAAUGUUUGGGACAGAUAUUAUAGCAACCGUCUUCUGAAUACUGCAUAUAAUCGUUGCUCUGCCUAUGAAAUAUUCUACAACAAAUUAUGUCAAAAAUCUGAAAAAAUAAACAUUAGUUCUAUUAAAUUGUUAGAGAGAAACACUUACAUUGUACCUAGUUUUAAAAAUUCAAAUGUCGAAUAUACAGUCAAUAGUGACGUUGGCUACUGUUCAUGUCCUAGUGGUAGGCAAGGUGGAUUCUGUAAACACAUGGCUGCAAUACAUAAAUUUUUUAAAAUUAAUUUUCCGUGCGCUCCACCUAUUACAUCGAAAGACAGAUACGAACUUGGGAAGCUUGCACUUGGAUCGAAGUGCCCUGAACCAGAAUUUUUUUUAAGUUUGAGAGAUAUAGAUCAAAGCGAAAUUGAAAUAUCUUCUAAUAUUUUAGUUGAAACUCAAGAAAGCUGUUUGAUCUCUGGCGAUGCAAAUAACGAAGAUAUUUUGUCAUUGACGUGUACUGAAAAAAAAACCAAUCGGAAUCUUUAAAUACAGAUUGAGAAGAAUUUAUAUUUGAAUUUAAAAAGUUAUUAGAUUUAGCUAAAAUCGAUCCCAGUUCUAAAAAAAUUAUUAAUAGUUUAAAGCUUAGACUGAAAAGUGUCAAUACCACCGAAAGCGCUUUAGCAACUCUGUUUUCAUUAAAAACAGCAUUAUGCUCAAAAAGAAGAUUCGGACAAAUUAAAACGCAACCGACUGCUGCUGCGAGACGAAGAGAAGGUCUGACACGUGGUAGUAGACCAGUGCCGAUGGGAAGACCAACCAAAGUUGAAGUUUUGAAACGGAAAAAAGUUAAGCGACAAAGAAAUAUCAGUCUAGCUGUUGAACAAAAUGUUGCUAAUGCUCAAAGUCAUUAACGUAUUUUUUUAGCAGUCUUAAAAGUAUUGUUAUAUAAUUUAUAUUUUAUUCGAAUAUACUUGAGUAUUAUUGCGCUAACCUUUU